Linum trigynum is the source of this 4412-nucleotide messenger RNA. The record is from the annotation of a GenBank genome assembly. Lineage: Eukaryota; Viridiplantae; Streptophyta; Magnoliopsida; Malpighiales; Linaceae.
AGUUGGAUUCUCUCUCUACAACUUGGAAUACCACUUAUCUCUCUAGAGCAUAUCCGCGUGUGCGCAUGUGCAGGUUGAACAAGGAAACAACAUGAAGUUCUAGGAUCAAAACUCUAAUGAGGUGAUUAUCAUAAAGAAGUGACAAAUAAAUAAAUUCAUCCGACCAACGGGUCGAGCAAAAGCUAGUACUGUAUAAACCAGUUGGUCCUAAUAAAUCGAGUUGUUGGGAGAAAGUUAUGCUGGAUCUUAUAGCACUCUCUAACACGCCCCCUCAAACGAAGCCAACCUACGGGCUUGAAGUUUGCACAUGCCCACCAUACCUUGUGCUUUAAUUAAGUGUUAUAUUGGGGAUCUUGGAGAUUCGAACACACGACCACUUGGCCAAACCAGUUCUGAUACCAUGUCAUAAACCAAUUGUCCCAAUAACCCGAGUUGUUGGGAGAAGAUUAUGCUGGAUCUCAUAGCACUCUCUAACAAAUACAAUAUAGUCGAUCCGCUUUGAGGUCAAAAUCAGAUGGAUCUAUUUUUGGGUACGAUCCUCAAAAAAUGUCCCGUACUAAUUUGGCUAGCUCGACACUAAUGUACGAAGGUCUCUUUCCUUAUAUUCCUGAUGUGUUACUUGGAUUGUAACAAAUAACAUUCUCCUCAAUACAAGGACCACAAAUUCUGUAUCUUCCCCUCAACAAUAUAAUUGUCUUGAUCCACCAAACACUUUGCAGCACAGACUUUGUUCGACACAAAAAUUUACCAGAUGCAUAUCUACAUCAAUACACGAAACAAAGACGAAUAUCCUUUGAUUUACUAAUAAGCAAACGCUGAUCUCCACUUCACCUGCCAAUAGGGGUGGCUAUACGGUCCGGUCCGGUUAGAUUGACCCGAAUUGAUCCGGUACUAGUCCGGUCUUUUCAGGAAUAUAAGGACCAAAGAUUGGAUUGGAUACAGUCCGAUCUUGACCCGGUCCGGUCCCAAUUUGGUCUUGAUUUUAGAUUGACCUUGUGGGGAUUUGAGUGGCCUGAGACAUCAAAGGGUGAGGAGUUGUUUAAAUUUUGGGUGUUUGGGUCUCUUAUCUGGUUUUCGAUCCGGUCUCAAACGAUUUUUUACCUCAAAUCUAAGCCCGAAUAUGAGAUUGAAUUGUUUGCUAUCUGAUCCCAAUCCAGAUUAUACGGUCCGGUUUCGGGUAAAACCAAAUAGUCCGGACCAAAUAGCCAGCCCUACCUGUCAAACGGACACAAAUGAUCUACUCGAUCCGUCAUGCAAAAGCGAACCUCAAAUCCCGAGGCCUCUGAAAUGAGAUUCCACCAAACCUCAUUAUUCGAAAGAAAAGAAAAAAACAGUCUUUUCACUUUUCAGCUUUAUGAUCACGUAUUGACGAUGAACCCAGCGAGAGGGCAGAUAGCGGCUGUUUCCGGAUCCGAGAGAAUAACAUCCCCAGCUCCAUGCGCCGUUUCAAAACAGAGAGUGGUGUUUUCGGCUGCAGAUGAUGAGUUUCAAAUUUUACUAGAAAUCAAUAUUUUUCGUUACUAUAGCUUCAUCAACAGUUCGUUUCGACACCACACGUUUAACGGCCGCACUGUCCUCUCUGGAUUCAUUUGUAUGUUUGCAUCCGAAAUGGGGAACAGUUCAGCGGGAAGAAAUCCUGAUGCAUGGCGGCUUGCAGGUGUGAACAAUUUUUUGCUCCAAACUGACCAGAGCUGGGAAAUGGAUGCCGCCAGCAGACGAAGCUGCCAUUUUGUGGCAUUAAUUAUUCUGAUCAGCAUUUCCCCCAUCCUCUGCUUCGCCGGCGGAGCCAGCAAGAAGUGCGACGUCUUCAGCGGGAGCUGGGUUUUCGACCAGUCCUACCCUACUUCCGACUACUCUGCCACGUGUCCUUUCCUAAGGUCGGAAUUCGACUGCCAAAAGUACGGCCGACCCGACCGCCACUACCUUAACUACAGGUGGCAACCCUCCUGUUGCAACCUGCCCAGAUUCAAUGGGGUUCGGUUCCUGGAGAAGAUGAGAGGGAAGCAGAUCAUGUUCGUGGGCGACUCUGUCAUCUUGAAUCAGUACAACUCCUUGAUCUGCCUUCUUCAUGCUGCUGUCCCCAAUUCCAACAUUUCCGCUCCCUACCAAACGCAUUACGUCACUUUUCAAGACUAUGAAGUCACAGCAAUGGGAAAGGGUAGGUGGGAUUUUGUCCAAGAUGGUAACACAAUCGUGAAGGACAUGGACAGGACAACUGCCAUGGCCAAAGCUUUGGCAACGUGGGGACGAUGGGUAGACUCAGCGGUCAACACUACAAAGACUAGAGUGUUCUUCGAGGGGAUUUUCCCCACUCAUUACCGUGGGAUCGAGUGGGGGAAGCCGGCACUUAGGGACUGCUCCCGGGAGACGGUACCGGUGGCCGGUUCCAGAUAUCCGGGAGGUCUGCCGUCGAUCGCCGGAGUGGUGGAAGGAGAGCUGAGGAAGGUGAAGAGGAACAAACAUGUUCAUUUCCUGAAUGUGACGACUCUUUCCCAUCUUAGGAUAGAUGGGCAUCCGGCGACCUACAAUGGCGCCGGCGGCGGAAUGGAUUGUUUGCACUGGUGUGUCGCCGGGGUCCCCGAUACCUGGAAUCAGCUGUUGUUCCUCUUUUUAUUAGCUUGAGAAUGCAAGACUUUGAGUAUGUUGUUUAGAAUAAAGUACUUGUUUCUAUUCACAUUGGAAGGAAAAGGAAUUGGAUAUUGGGGCAUGCAUGCACGAGAGCAACAAAUGUUACAAAUAUGUACUAGUAAGUUUAGCUUAUAUUAUUGAUCAUACCUUUCACCCCACACUCAAGGUCUUUGCAACCCUUAACCAUUGACUGACUCAAAUCCGUCAAAAACUCAAAUAGCAACACUCAAUUUCGAUCGUCGGUAGUGGGUGGUUAGCAACUUAUGGUGCAACAAUUAUUAGGAGAAUCUAACCACAUCAGUGAGGUGCAUAUCUCGUGAGGACAAUCUGGCUUACUCACACCAAUCAUAAGCAAUUAAUUAAGCAAGAGUCUCAAAAACUAAUGGGGGAAGCCUUUCGCAAACAUGAUUUUAUCUUUAAGCACAUCACUACCUUUUAUGACAAGGAGAGGCUUUCUCUCUUUCUGCUUUUGCUUGCCGAGAGGUCGUAUUUAGUACAAGUGAGAUUUGUUUCUUACUACCGGUGACCGAGCAAGAGCAAUUUCUGCUUCUUAGCACUCGCAUAAGGGCUUCUUUUAACUCCUUAUCCUCGGUCCGUGUGGAGGGUCAUUUCACAUCCUCUAAUGGCACUUCACUCAACUGGGGAUCGUACUUGAUAAGCAACAUCGUACGGUCGCGAACCGAUUCUCAAUUGAAUCUUUCCUCAUCCCCAUGUGCAAUGAGUGAUUGCCUCACACGAUUUUGGCAUUUUUACCCACACUUUAAUUGUUAUGGCAACUUUCUUAUAUUUUACUUGUCAGGUAGUGUUUUCUCAUUUAUAAAGAUACAGUUCACCCCAUCAUAAAACCAUCAAAACAGAGAGACUCGUUGCAAAAUCAAAAGCUCACAAUUGAUGCAAGUAAGCACGAUAUCCAAACAUAUCGAAUGGUCAAUGUUCUCCACCUAACUACUUCACCAAAAGUCGUUACACUAUCCUCACAAAAGAGAAUGUUGCUAAAAGAGUAGCUCAUUCCAAGCAUAUCAAGUCAGUCAAAACAUUUAAGCUCAUUGUGAAGAACCAUGCAAUUCAACACUAGUGGGGUGAUUUCGAUGAUUUCCUUCAAGCACAAACUCAUUUCACACGCAUCACAAUCAUUUACAUCAUGUUAUCACAAGAGUACAAGGUUUUGUUUUUAAUUUUUUUGAUUUUUAGGUGUAUUUUAGCCAUUAGCUUUGCACAGGCAGCAUGCUUUUUGGCAAACUGCAUGCAGUUUGGCUGUGCAUAGCCAAAUGACAGUUUUUUUUUUGGUUUUUUUUUACCACAUGCAACAGGGACAAACAACACUAAGACUCACCAAUGGCAAUUUUUUUUUGGAUUUUUUUUUAACCGACCACAUGACAAAAGGAACAAACAAACACUAAGACUCGCCACCCCACACUCAGGAUGGAACAUUGUCCCUAAUGUUCAACUCCUAAUCUAAACAUGCACGGGUUUGACACAACUAAAAAAGAAAAAUAAAGAAAAGAAAACUUACCUUGGGUUGCCUCCCAAGAAGCGCUUGUUUAACGUCCUCAGCCUGACGUUCAUGGAGCUUUCAACCAAUGGGUAUGGAAAGGUAUCCAGAAUACCCUCCCGGGCAAUGAUAUAACGCAUACCCUCCAUCCAACAUAUGAGUCACCUCUGCAGGGCCAGGUGUAGGGGUGGGCAAAGGGAAACGGGUAUUUGGGUAUACCCGUACCCGUCCCGUUUUUUAAGGGUUACGGGUACCCAUAUUACCCGUAAUAUUAUAAACAGAUGGGACUUGG